Mytilus californianus (California mussel) is the source of this 2034-nucleotide messenger RNA. RefSeq lists its product as uncharacterized. The coding region runs from base 49 to 2034 and encodes 661 amino acids. The record is from RefSeq and is a predicted model, not a curated record. NCBI's taxonomy places the organism in Eukaryota, Metazoa, Mollusca, Bivalvia, Mytilida, Mytilidae. The transcript has a single exon.
ACUAGAUAGUCGGAAAGGUUCUAAAGCGAUAACAUAAAAUUCAUCAAAAUGUCAAAGUCAGAUAAAAUAAAAUCACUGGAAUUUUACGCGUAUCUUUGCAAGAAAGUGGGAUCAGAAGAUAUUGUAAGGUCAAGGCGGUUGAUAUAUACAAUAGGAGAUAUUGCCAUGGAUAAUAAUUUUCCACGAAUAAGCAGUGGUAGUAAAGGGGAAGGACUCAAUUUUAAAGGAAGUGACACUGAUUUGAUGUUUAUUGAACCUGACUAUAGAGUAUACGAAUCGGUAAGUGAUGUUACUGAUUGUCUGAAAGUCAUAUUGAUCAUGGACACCGAUGAAACGCCACCAUGCUUCACAUACCUUCAUAUAUUAACUAGACAUGGAGUUUUGUAUGCGCUUACUGAACAAAUGUGGCAACAAAAAAACGGCAAGAUGCUGCUUUCAAGUGAGCUUUUCAAAACAUAUCGUUUGAGACAAUUAGUAUUAACAAAACCAAUGUUAAAGAAUCUUCAUGGUCCAUGUAUAUCGGAUGAUUUAGAACAGCUUGAUGUUGCAUAUUGCAUCAAAUGUGAAAAAUGGAUAUCACAAGCGCAACCAUGGGUCAGUAGACCACGUACAGAAUGGCCAUCAUCUGAUCUUAUUUCACAAAUAACAUCAUUAGGCGUCUUAUUUGUCCCCAUCGGUUGCAAAGGAUCCAAGAAUGAAAAUUUUGAAUGGAGGAUAUCGUUUUCAGUCGCAGAAAAGAUGUUGAUUUUUUCAUUUUGUCAUACCCAGUUACUGUGCUAUGCUUUAUUGAAAAUCUUGCUGAAAGAAAUAAUAGAGAAGUUUCCAGGUUUAAAAGGGUUAUUGUGCUCAUAUUUCCUAAAAACUUUAAUGUUUUGGAUAUCUGAAGAAUUAGAUCCGCCUAUUUGGCGUCCAGACAACAUUAUUCCAUGUUUUAUGGCAUGCCUACAGAAACUGUUAUACUGUGUAGAAUAUUUAACACUAUUACACUAUUUUAUUCCUAACAAAAAUCUUUUCUAUUCCCGGUUCGACACAAGUAACAAAACGAAAUUGGUCGGUCUUCUUCAGAAUGUGUAUCAGCAAGGCAUUCAAUGUUUUUCAUUUUCAGAAACUCUCCAUGAUUACUCGAGUUUUUCUUGUAAUAUUAAUAGGCCUUUAAGCAUAAAAACCAUACUAGCACAAGAAACAAUUCAUCUUUUUUCGUCUGGAAGAGCGAAAGGGAAUAUUUACAGAUUGAUGAAGAACAUUCUACAUCAUUCUAAAAGUUGUUUGUCGAGAAGCAUAUUUAACUUAUUUUUUGCAGAUGCACACCAUUUCGUAUCUGAGAUACCAAAUAUGCAUUGCAGGCCUACCAACAAACUACAAUACUUCAAAUACAAACAUUACCUUAGUCAAUUAUUGAUUGGUGUUAAUUCAGAUGCAAUAUCAGGAUGGUUGCUGUUAGCAACAUUCUUAUAUAGUCAUAAACAUUUUCUAGAAGCAUUAAUCAUAACAGAUCAUGUCAUGUCAAAGUUCACAGACAAAACAAUUCCUGUUCCGGUUGAAACAUCUUGUGAUAUCGUUGUAUUUCAUGAAUUACAUGAUUAUGUAAUGGAAUUGAUGCAACAUGAAAAGACAAUCACUGUAGUAAAAAACUUAACAAAUCUUGAUAUCAACCUUGAUUCCAAAUCAUUGGCGAUUUUACCAGAAUUACAACAGGACGCUAAGGACCCUUUUACAGUAUAUACUUGCAAACCAAUGGCGCAUUUCAUUCGCUUUUUGAGCUAUUACUAUCUUGAAAAUAUUGAUUCAUGUGAAGAUGCAUUCAUGAGACUAUUACGGGAAUACUUCGAUAACUUUUCACACGCGGAUAACAGGCAAAGCUGUUCUGUGCGUAUGGUUAAAAUGUUCGAGUUAUUUCAUACAAUGUAUUUCCUGGGAAUUUCUGCACAGAUGAUGGGAGAAAGGGAUUUGGCAAAAUGUUGCUUUCGGUAUAUAGCUAUAGGCGAUAUCUAUAAUUACACUUCUGCAGCAUCAAGACUGUCAAAACUCAUUUGA